Messenger RNA from Talaromyces proteolyticus, 3222 nucleotides. RefSeq lists its product as uncharacterized. The transcript has a single exon. Gene Ontology annotation, biological process: mismatch repair; nucleotide-excision repair. Gene Ontology annotation, cellular component: nucleotide-excision repair factor 2 complex; XPC complex; nucleus. Gene Ontology annotation, molecular function: single-stranded DNA binding; damaged DNA binding. NCBI's taxonomy places the organism in Eukaryota, Fungi, Ascomycota, Eurotiomycetes, Eurotiales, Trichocomaceae. The record is from RefSeq and is a predicted model, not a curated record. Bases 218 to 3151 code for a protein of 977 amino acids.
AAGAUCGUCGUUCCGAUGCAUCCCUCCUCCCAUUGCUUAUCAAUAUUCAAUAAUUAUCACAACACGCUUUCCAACAAUUAUAUUAAAACGCUUUCUUCAUCUUAGUAGAGAAGAGGAGACUAAAAGCGGUAUAUACGGGUUGCACGUGCUCCAACCAGAAAAUGAGAGAUACGUAGCCACUGCCUGGGCUGAAAACCAUCCCAGCUGAUUCGGCAUCAUGCCUCGGCGCACAACCACAUCUGGAGGUGGACGUCAACGCCCAUCUGCUCGUGGUCGCAAUGAUGAUAUUCCGCAAGUGUAUCGGGACAUGCUUGCUGAAGCGGAUGAGCGAGCUGCCAAAGAGCCACAGACUGAUAGGCCGUUGAAGCGGCGCAAGGUUGGGGAAAGGUCGAAUGUCCAAUCGGCCGGUACUGAAGACGCUGUACCUGCGCCGGCAGAAGGAGUCAGUACAAGGCAAGUGCAGACCACUUAUGAUUUGGAUACAUCCUCCGACGAGUCGGACAUGGAGUGGGAAGAUAUCGUUAUUCCGGAGCCAGGCACAGGCACGCAAACAAAUAAUAACGCAGUAACCAACGAGGGGUUGCAAAUCACACUUGAUAAGUCCGACGACAAGCCAAAAGCUACUGUUAAAAGACGCAAACCAGUCGGGGCCAGUGAGAAGAGUUUACGAUUGGUCAUUCAUAAAGUCCACGUUCUUUGUCUAUUAAGCCAUGUUUCCAUUCGGAAUAUAUGGUGUAAUGACGAUGAGAUUCAAACGUUUCUUAAACAGAUGUUGACUAGAAAGGUCAUUGGAAAUCUGAAUCCUCGGGAGACAAUGCUGCAGUUCAAUCGCUCGACAACAUUUAUAGACGGCCUCAAGCAAGCUAGCGAGGCCUUUGCGAGGAGGUUCAAGGUAACAGCUCCCGGUCUAAGACGGCCGCACUGGGUAGAUGCACAAGACUGCCGGGACAGGGCAGAAGCAAUCAUGCGCGAAGCAGAGAUGUUUCUGUCUCGCGAAGACUAUCGCACACAAGCGCGGAAACUGGAGGGUUCUCGUGAUUUUGGCGCUCAAUUAUUCUGCGCUCUCCUACGAUCAGCAGCUGUUGAGGCUCGUUUGGUGUGUUCCAUACAAGCCUUGCCUUUUUCGGGAGUAGCCAAUGAACUGGUUCCUGAAAAGCCAAAACGACAAUAUAUAGUCAUAUCCUCCGAUGAUCAUGCCAGUUCCAGCGAUGAUCUAUCCGGCCUUCAGCCUAACAGAACAAAAAGACUCUCACAGCCUCAAUUUAAGAAAACCGUGCCAUCAUCGUCAUCCUAUACUGGUAAGCCACUUUAUUUCAGAAAUCAACAUAUAUUGACAUUAAUAGAACGCCCACGACACUUUGCUUCUUCCUCUUACCCGAUCUUCUGGGUCGAGGCCUUCAACGAGGCAGUUCAAAAAUGGGUCCCUGUAGAUCCACUAGUUACAAAAUCCGUUGCAAAGCAUACCAGAUUUGAGCCUCCUACAAGUGACAGACUCAACAACAUGUCUUACGUAGUAGCCUUUGAAGAAGAUGCAUCGGCAAGAGACGUAACUAGGCGGUACGCCAAAGCUUUCAAUGCGAAGACUCGCAAAACACGCGUGGAAAGCACCAAGCAUGGCGAACGGUGGUGGGCGACAGUUAUGGGCCAUUUUGAGAAACCGUUUCUGGAAGACCGCGACGAGGUGGAGUUGAGCGAACUCACGGCCAAAUCUGCAGCAGAACCAAUGCCAAAGAAUAUACAAGAUUUCAAAGACCAUCCCAUUUAUGCACUGGAGAGACAUCUUCGACAGAAUCAAGUGAUUCAUCCGAAAAGAGUAACGGGUCAAGUUGAAGUGACCAAGCCAGGCUCUAAGCAGCGGAUUCUGGAGCCUGUCUAUCGACGAGCUGAUGUUCACGUCGUUAGAAGUGCAGAUGGAUGGUAUCGACAUGGGAGGGACAUCAAGUUGGGAGAACAACCUCUUAAACGCGCGACAGCACGCACACCCAAAAACGAACUGGAGGGCGAAUUUGACAAUACGGCGGCUAAGGAGUAUCCUCUAUAUGCCAUACAUCAAACUGAGAUCUACCGACCACCGCCAGUAGUCAAAGGCCGAAUUCCAAAAAACGCCUUCGGUAAUCUAGAUAUCUACGUGCCUACUAUGAUACCAUCUGGCGGUUUCCAUCUAAAACAUCCUGCGGCGAUUCAAGCAGCGCGUGUCCUCGGUAUUGACUAUGCAGAAGCCGUAACGGGCUUCAAAUUUAACGGUUCUCGUGGAAUCGGAGUUUUCAAUGGCAUUAUUGUCGCUUGUGAAUAUAGAGAAGCACUAGAGGAAGUUAUUCGGUGUAUGGAGGACGAAAAGGCCGAGGCGGAGGAGGAAAGGAAGUCUCAGGAAGCAUUGCGGUUAUGGAAGCUUUUCUUGCUUAAGUUGAGAAUUGCAGAAAAGGUCAAGCGCUACGUGUUCGAAGGAGAAGAGUCGGAAGAUGUAGAGAAUGUGCAGCAUUCAGAUGAUGAUUAUGAUGGUGAGACCGACGAGCCGGGGUCUGAAGGAGGUGGAUUUCUACCGGAUUCAGACAAGGGAAUUGCACAGCCUACUAGCCUUUCUCGUGACGAGAAAUUUGCUCCUAAUACCAAUACUGGGGAUAUUCCAGCCGGUGAUGGGGGCGGCUUCAUCCGAGACGACGAGGAAAUCGACGGCGGAGGCUUUAUGGCUGAAUCUGAGAAUGAUGAUGCGCUGGAACCUGCUCCAGUCGACGCCAUCAUACAGCCCACUUCCACGCUGAUGAAGCCGAAGAGUAAUGUCCCUCGCUAUCAGUUGACUGUUAUUCCGAAUACGAAAAAGUCUGGUACUGUCUCCGACCGACCUAGCGAUUCAACAAAAGCUUCAAAGAGAGACCCUCAGGUUAAAGAGACAGCCCAAGAGAACAACGCGCCAGUAGAUGAUGGUCGACAGUUUUCGAACGAUGUAUCGGCCGUGGUCGACACAUCUACUUGGCUAGUGCCUACAUCUGAGAGCGUUGAAGCAAUAUCCCUAGUUGAAUCGAAACCUGCAUCUCGUGUUCCAUCUCCAGUAGAGGUGGAAGGAGAUUCAGAUAGCGAUAUCGAGAAGGUGUCCUUGCUAUCGCAUGACCCAGAGGACGAGGAUGCAGAACCGGAUUGGCUCAUGUCUGACUGAUUGGAGUUAAAUAUGUAUAUAGUUGUAUACCCUUGUGAUAAUAGCGAAUAUUGGAAUGAUUGAAAAUAAAA